Ceutorhynchus assimilis (cabbage seed weevil) is the source of this 2016-nucleotide messenger RNA. NCBI's taxonomy places the organism in Eukaryota, Metazoa, Arthropoda, Insecta, Coleoptera, Curculionidae. The record is from the annotation of a GenBank genome assembly.
AAAAAAAAAUCCGCAAAUUCGUCAACAAAGAUCUGGCAAAAGUUGCGCGCUUUCCGUCGUCCAGAUUGGGCCAGGGCUUUUCACGCUACCAAUAGGCGUCGACGUCGCGACGCCGCGUCCGAAUCCGAGCUUUCCUAGUAUCAGUUUGCGUGAUUCCGUUGCUGAAAGGACUCGCGUGCUGCUCGGAUUUCCAGCCGGAUCUGCACGUGGCAUCGGAAGCAAGUAUAUUGUGAUUUGGAUCAUGUUGCCUAUUUGAUUGUGCCAUCAUUAUGCAGGUGGUUUGUGUUGCUGUGGCAUUUGUCAGUUUAUUUAUUUAUGUUGACUGCGACAAUUGGCAAGAAUGGUGGACUUACGAUGGUAUAUCUGGUCCGGCCUAUUGGGGUCUGAUGAAUCCGCAAUGGAAUAUGUGUUCCAGAGGCAGAAGACAAAGUCCAGUAAACGUCGAACCUGAGAAGUUACUUUACGAUCCGUACUUAAGGCACAUACACAUAGACAAGCACAAAGUGAGCGGCACGUUGCACAACACUGGCCAAUCGUUAGUAUUUCGUGUCGAUAAGGACACGAAACAACAUGUGAAUAUAUCAGGAGGACCUUUGGCGUAUCGAUACCAGUUCGAGGAGAUUUACAUUCACUACGGCACUGAUAAUCAGCAAGGCUCCGAGCACCAUAUCCAGGGGUAUUCGUUUCCUGCUGAGAUUCAAUUCUACGGAUUUAAUAAAGAAUUAUAUCAUAACAUGUCGGAAGCGCAACAUAAAUCACAGGGAAUCGUUGCCAUCUCGCUAAUGGUGCAGAUUGGGGACACGCCAAACGGAGAACUCAGACUGAUCACGACCGUAUUUAACAAGGUGCAAUAUAAAGGUGCAUCCACUCCUGUCAAGCACAUUUCGUUGCGAGAACUGCUGCCAGAUUCAGAAUACUUCAUGACGUACGAGGGUUCGACGACGCAUCCAGGCUGCUGGGAGACCACCGUGUGGAUCAUCCUUAAUAAGCCCAUUUAUAUUACCAAACACGAGUUGUACCAGCUACGCAAGCUAAUGCAAGGCUCGGAGGAGGCCCCAAAGGCACCGCUGGGAAAUAAUGCUAGGCCUAUUCAGCCUCUACACCAAAGGACCAUUCGGACGAAUAUAAACUUCAAAAAUACAGAGACAAAUAAUUGUCCAUCGAUGCACAAAGAAAUGUACUAUAGAGCUAACAAAUGGUCUGCAAAUCUCAAGGACUAUCCGUUCCAAACCGUGCACUCUUUACAUUAGGACUAUUAGAAAAUAAAAUUUUGACUUCUACAAACUUCAAUUCACACGGAAAAUCUGAAUAUGUUCCAAUAAAAUAAAGAAUUUUAACUCGAAAGGCGAACGAACUGUAAAGAUAGGAAAAGAAGUGGCAUGGAAAAUUUGUAUCUUAUAUUAAAAGGGGAACGACCGAUCUUUUUUCUGAACAUGAUAUUUUUAAUAUUGGGUUUUUUUUCACAAAAAUUACUUGUAGAAGUUGAAAUUUUCCAAUUUAUAGGUAGGUAUACAUAUGUAUAUGUAAAACGAAUCGAGCACAUCCAGCUUUUAGAUUGUUAGAUUUGGAUUUCCUUGCUUAACAAUAACAUCUAUGUGCUUUAUGUACAGAACCUAUGUGUAUUAGAUAAUGUUUGCGAAUGUAGCUAUUUUUACAUAAUUGUACAUGGUAUGAUCCACAACAACUGAUGAUGUAAAUACCACUUUAUGUUUAUUUGCCUAUCAGAUGUAUAAAAAAAAAAUGACAGCAAUAAUUUAAAAGCGUUUUUAAUUAUUAUAUAGUGAAUAAUGUAUAUAAGUAUCAAUGUAUAAGUAGGUAUGUAGUUAGGUGGAAAAAAUUAUACCUACGAUUAUUGAAAUCAAAAAAAAAAAAAGUCCAUCUGUAUAAAAAAUCCUCAAUUUCUUUUGACUAUAAUAUGCUAGUCUCCAAAAUGUUUUAGUCGUCAAUAAUACGCUUUAUAGAGAACUUAAUAUGUAAAUUGCCAAAAUGUAAUAUAACGAUUAUUAUAUAAUAAAU